AUGGUAUCGAGCACACGUCGCGGGGAGCACCCGCCGCUCCUCCCCCCUCUGAGCAUCUCUGACAUCCCCCCAACAGAACUCGCCGCCUCGCCUUUGCCUAUUCGCCUCGCCCCCGCGCACGACGGCCUCCAAGCUUCGCGCGGCGAUGCUCUGUGGGCGACCGACCGGUGGCCCUCGACGUCGGGUCCUUAUAAUAUUGGGAGAGACCGCGGCGGCGCGCGCAAGCAGCGCCCUCCCUCCCUCUCUCCCUCCCUCCUUCCCUGCCCACAACGCCUCCUCACCGCCAUCAUCGCCAUCGCCGCACUCUCCCUCGCCAUCGCCGCCCUCGUCGCCCUCGCCCGCUCCGCAGGUCCCCUAGCAGCCGUGCUCGCCCUCCGCGCCCUCCUGUGGGACGCCCCCCGCCGCCUGCUGGGCAUGCCCCCCCCGGACCCCGCUCGUGCUGGCCCCGAGCAAGCGCCCCGCCCCGUCCAUCCGCACCCAAAUUCGCAUCCGCGUGCACAUCUUCACGUACAGCCGCGUCUGCAGCAUAUACAUACGCACGCGCGACAUCAUCUGGCCGCCAAAGAACCCGCCCCCGCACCCGCGGCUGAAUCACCGAACGCUAUCCCCACCACCCCCACACAAAGGCGCCCCGCGCCCCCGCAACGACGCAAAACCGCCCGCACCCGCACCCGCACCCGCACCCGCACCCGCACCCGCACCACCAUCCACCACCACACCACCCCCCGCACCGCCCUCCUCCGCGCAAAGCUCCGCCGCCUCUGCCGCGCGCUGGCCGCGGAGCAGGACGCGCGCGCCGCGGGGCAGCGCGCGCACGAGUGCAUGGUGCUCGAGGUGCUCGAGGCGCGGGGCGCGCGCGAUGCGCUGGCGGAGGAGCUGGGGGCCGAGCGGGCGCGCGGGCGGGGCGGGGCGCGUGGGGAGGUCGAGGGUGAAAUGGGAGGUGAGGGUGAAGGAGAGGGAGGAGAGGGGGAGGGGGAGGGUGAAGGAGAGGGGGAGGGGGAGGGGUGCGCGGACGUCCCGGUGGCGUUUAUUGUUUGCGAGUUGGAGAAGGUCAUCAAGGAGCUGAGCGCCGCGGGCGAGGGCGAGGCGGGCGAUGGCGGGGAGGGUGAGGCGGUCGCGUGGGUGGGCGUGGACCAGGGUGUGCAGACGCACGACGACCGGGAGGAAGUGAGCGAGGCAGAUACACCCUCGUGUGCGCGCGCAGACGCGGGCGUCCAGACCGACCCCGAGACCGACCCCGACCCCGACCCCGCCUCCCCCUCGCCCACGCACGCCCUCGAAGCCCGCUGCCUCGCCCUCGAAGCCGCCACCGCCGCCUCCCAAACGCGCGCGGCCGAGCUCGAAGCGCACCAAGCGCUCCUCGCCGCGCUGCUCGCCGAGACGCGCGCGUGCGCGAGCGCGGUCGAAGACGGGUACGAGGAGCUGCUGGCGUGCAAGGACGCGCUGCUGGGCGAGCUCCACGAGCGCGUCGCGGCGCAGGGGCUGCGGCUGCGGGCGCUCGAUGCGGCGGAGGCGCGGGCGGCGGCGGCGGAGGCGCGGGUGGGGGAGAUGGGCGAGGCGUUGGAGCGGGCGGGGGAGGUGGAGGCUGCGCUUGGGGAGGUGCGGGGGAGGCUGGAGGGGGCGGAGCGCGCGGCGGUGGGGGCUGCGGGGAGGGUGUGGAGGGCUGAGGCGGAGGCGCGGGCGGCGAGGCGGGAGAGGGGGGAGGCGGAGGCGGAGGCGGAGGGGUUGAGGGCUAGGUGUGUGGGGUUGGCGGAGAGGGUGGAGGAGGUGGAGGGGGAGUUGAGGGUGGUGGUUGGGUUGCUUGGUGGGGGUGGGGAGUUUGGGGACGAGGUGGAGGGGGAGAUGGAGGACGAGGUGGUGGAGGAGGAGGGGAGUGCGUUUGGGGUGCGGGAGGCGCUGGCGAUGGAUUUGCCUACUAUCGAUGAAGAAGAAGAGGAGGAGGAACAGGAACAGGAACAAGAACAAGAACAGGAAGAGGAAGAGUGGGUCGUUCAAGAACAGGACGAGUGGGCCGUCGAGGAGGACGCGGAGGGCGCGCACGGCGCAGCGGAGGACAUUGCGCCGGACGAAGACUCGGACGAAGACUCGGAGGGCUCGAUCGAGACGCUCGUCGCGGACCUCGGCGGCGUCUACUACCGCCAGCCAUCAGAGCCCGCGACCAAAACCGACGCGGCGCGCGCGGGCAGCGCGCCGGAGGCGGAGGCGCGCCUGACGGAGAUGACGCUGGAGUACGCGGCGGGCGGGGCGGCGGGCGGUGGGGAGGACGGGGGGCGUUCGCCCGACUCGCCGUCGGUGGGCGUGCUCCUCGCGAAGGCGGUCGCCGCGGCCGCCGCGGCGGAUGGGAGCGGGGCGCGGUUCGCGGGGCAUCUCCCGGACGACUGUCUGCCGUUCUGGGAGAUGGAUCUGGAGGUGUCGCCGGAUGGGGAGGACGAGGUGGACGGGGUGGACGAGUCGAGGGCGAUAAGGUACGCGGCGGCGCCGGUGCCGGUGUCGGGGCGGACGAACACGUCGUUGUUUUAUCGCGCGCGGGUGGCGGGCGCUGCGGGUGCGGGUUAUGGCGGUGGUGGUGGGCGCGCGCGGAGGCCGUACGGGCCGCGCGGGUUCAUGGACGGUGUGGACGUUUACGAUUAUCGGGUGGACUGA
Messenger RNA from Heterobasidion irregulare TC 32-1, 2643 nucleotides. RefSeq lists its product as uncharacterized. The transcript is spliced from 3 exons. Bases 1 to 2643 code for a protein of 880 amino acids. Lineage: Eukaryota; Fungi; Basidiomycota; Agaricomycetes; Russulales; Bondarzewiaceae. The record is from RefSeq and is a predicted model, not a curated record.